This is a messenger RNA of Carcharodon carcharias (great white shark), 1426 nucleotides long. RefSeq names its product cilia and flagella associated protein 410 (gene cfap410). The record is from RefSeq and is a predicted model, not a curated record. The transcript has 7 exons. Gene Ontology annotation, cellular component: U4/U6 x U5 tri-snRNP complex. Gene Ontology annotation, biological process: cytoskeleton organization; mRNA splicing, via spliceosome. Lineage: Eukaryota; Metazoa; Chordata; Chondrichthyes; Lamniformes; Lamnidae. Bases 117 to 899 code for a protein of 260 amino acids.
UGUGCGCACAGUUCCUGUCCCUUUAACGUUGUUCGCACAGUCCCUGUCCCUUUAAGUGUGCACGGUCGGGUUGCGAUGGUAACAGUUGGCAUGGCUAUCGCACGUCAUUGUCCGCCAUGUUCCUGACUAAGAAGCUGGUUUUAUCGAGGGCCAAAGCUUCCGAUUUGGACACCGUUAAGAAGCUUAACUGUUGGGGAAGUAAUCUGAAAGAUCUCUCUAUAUUAAGGGAAAUGCCCAACAUAGAAGUGAUGACAUUAAGUGUGAACAACAUCUCUUCUUUAGUGGAUUUUCAAUACUGUCAGAAUAUUAGUGAGCUUUACCUCCGGAAAAACGAUAUUCAAAGCCUGGUGGAGAUAUGCUACCUGAAGGAGCUGCACCGCCUACGAGUGCUGUGGUUGUCAGAAAACCCUUGUUGUGGGACAGACCCCCACAAAUACAGAAUGACUGUCUUGCGAAACUUGCCACAGCUGCAGAAGCUCGACAACCAAGUGGUGACAGACGAGGAGCUGGCUCAAGCUUUAGAGGAUGGAGAAGAGAUGGCUGCCAUGCUAAGCAAAGAGCCCAUGGAGCCAACAGCGAACCACUCCAGGAGAGAAUCUGGCACUUCUGAACCAAGCACCGAAAUGGAAAGCGAUGUCUUAAGCUUCAGGAUGGAAGAGACAAAUAAAAUCCGUGAAGAACUUGGAAUGAAACCACUGGGAAGAGACAAAUUUUCCUCUUCUGUUGCAGUGAAGGAACUUAAAGCCUGUAAUGGCACCAAAAGGUGCACAUCCAAUGUGCUGAGUGCUAUUCUUCUGCUAUUGAAAGAGUUAGAUGGAGAUGGGCUGGAGAUCGUGCACAGAACGACAGAGCAUAAACUCCGAAUGUUGCACAGGAAAGAGACUGAACAGGACAGAUGAGCUACAACCAACCAGGGCUCACAGACUAUUAGUGAAUUGACUCCUGUGGAUCCCAUUUCAAAAUUCAAUGAAAAUGUCUGAGAAGAUAAAAGCAAAGACUUGGAGAAGAGAUGAAAAGACUUCACCACAGGGUUAACAUAAGGUGUUAUUGGUCCUAGAGAGAAUCUACCAAAUGCUAUACAUACAAUCAUCCUGCCAGACAGGGUUCUGCUUAUUGGGGCCAGUAGCUGCAUACAUCUUUAUAGUCACCACUCAUGGCUUAAUAUGAGAGCCAGAAUUCAUCAGUAAACCUCUCAUUCUGCAAUUCUGACUGGAAAGACAACGCUGUUACUGUACAAAGGGUAGCUGCAUGAUAAAAGGGAACAGGUACAAGGAAAAACCAUGUAAUACUACUUCAUCUCCACAGGUCAAGGAUUUAAUAUUGAUUGUCAGGUUUUUUUACUCCUCUUGUCCUGAUGUUACCUGCAUUCAAUGUUUAGGCAUUCAUUCUUGACGUGUGUUGAUCUGAAUAAAAGUUUCUAUGAAAA